ACCACGGUCUUACAUACAGGUCCUUCAACUCAUAUGGUGGGGGUAGGUCGAAUUUUUAAGCCAAAAAUCGUUCGUUUCUUGGCCACGAGAGUCGCUGCGAUACUUUGGUAAAAGAGCUAUAUAUUAUACCUUCGGAAUACAUUGUAUUCCGAAGGUUAUAUUUGACGAGCCGUCAUGGCCGUGUCGGCUAGCCGAUAACCUAAGAAUGCCCACGCCGUGCGUCGUACCAAAUUGCAAUAAUGUGUUUCGUGAAAACCGCUCAGUAUUUCGAGUGCCAAGAAAUGCCGUUCAAUAUAAACAAUGGGUGGCAGCUAUUCCAGGCAUUGUUACACUAAAGCCGACACACGUUGUUUGCGACAAGCACUUUAAUGAGGAAGAUAUAAUCCGUGAAUGGAUUAAACGAGACUCGAAUGGUCGAAUCAUCGCUCAGGAACCAUACAAGCGCCCUCAACUCAGAAAGCUUGCUGUUCCAUCAAAGUUUCAUGACCUUUCAACAACAAAGGACACGAUUCGAACAAGGCAAUGGAAAAUUUCUGGCGAGUCCGUUGGCGUCGUGAGCGAUUCGGUUCAGCUUGGAUCUUCGAUCAAGGAGUCCUCUACUGAAACAAGUACCAGUUGCAGUUUUGUGUUGCCAAUUGUGGAUGGCGUCGAAUUGGCUUUACCGAUGGAUGCUGAUCCUUUGGUAACAACACCGGUAGCACACGCGGAUACUGAUCCUCCGGUGAUAGCACCGGUAGCACUUGUGGAUACUGAUCCUCCGGUGACAGCACCGAUAGCACUUGUGGAUACUGAUCCUUCAGUAACAGCACCGAUAGCACUCAAGGAACUAAUCACCAUAUGUUCAUCCGUUAUCACAAGGAAAUAUAUAAAGAGCGAAAGUGAUCGUAUUUAUCAAGAAAUAUCUAACAAAUUACCUGAAUAUUGGAGCGUUAGCAAAAUACCUGCUACAAAUGGGCAAAGUAUUCUAUUUACUUAUGCAAUAACGCGAGUCGAAAAUGGAAAGCGUUUACCGGUAAUACAAAAAUGCGUUACUCUCGAUUCGGACAGAAAACUUCAAUUUUACGUUUACGGACGAGAUGUUAACGUGCAAAAAGCAAAUCUCGACGAAGCUUUGGAAGGAAUUGAAACGCUUCUAAACGUCUUGGACAAGUUUAAGGGAAUGAAUGUUUGCCAUGGCUUGGGCGAAAUUAAUAUCAAUAAUAUUGCAGCUGGUGCCGUAUUUCAAGACACCAUUCAACAGUGGCGCAGCAAAGACUGCAGUCUUAUUUUCAAAAACCGAAGAUGCGAUAGUUGUACAAAAAUGAGGAAGCGCAUACAGCAGACAACACGGCGGAAAAUUCAUUUGACGUUAAAUCACGUUUCUGAUGCUUCGGAGCAUAUAAAUCGUCGUAAGCUGAUAGCGUUGCGAUUGAAAUACCGACGUCAAAAAUGUAAAAUAAUUCGAGCUAAAAAACGCGAGAAAUAUCUGACGAGUUAUCUUAAACAACAAGAAGAACAAAUAGCUAAUAUGCAACAAGCAAGUUUGACUGAAAAAUGUUCUGCACUUAAUAUCUCAGCGGCUCAACAAUUGGCACUGAAAGAAAUCAUUGACGCAGCAACCAAGAAAGGCGUCAGGGGCCGACGUUACAGGGACAACUGGAUGAUGUUGUACAUGUUGAUGAAGGAUGCGACAGAAUGCUCACCAAGAGAAUUUAAAAAUGAAAAAAAAAUGUUAAAAAAAUUAGUAAGAAUAUUCUUAAAAGUCGCCAGUUGCGGUCAAUAAAAAUUAUUGUUAAAAAAAUUGUCGAAGUUGACGAAUCAAUAAAGUAUUUGUAACAAAAAGUUAAAUAAAA
Molecule: messenger RNA, 1832 nt
Organism: Vollenhovia emeryi
Lineage: Eukaryota; Metazoa; Arthropoda; Insecta; Hymenoptera; Formicidae
Exons: 5
Coding region: 206-1762 (518 amino acids)
Molecular function (GO): sequence-specific DNA binding
Source: RefSeq, a predicted model, not a curated record